Paramecium pentaurelia is the source of this 2466-nucleotide messenger RNA. The record is from the annotation of a GenBank genome assembly. Lineage: Eukaryota; Ciliophora; Oligohymenophorea; Peniculida; Parameciidae.
AUGUAAAAUGAAGGUUAUUCUACAAAUUUAGAAAAAGCAAUAACAAUUUUAUAGAACGAUAAGAAAUAUUUGUAAAAUGAAAAUGACAAGUUGAAGUAAAUAUUAAAUGAUAUUUAGAAUCUAAUUAGAAGAGUCAAUUGAAGAAGUGUGUUUAUUAAAAGCAGAAACUAUAAGUAUUAAUGAUCUGUUAAAUAAAGAAAUAGAAAAGAAUAAAAUAAACUAGAUUCAUAUUGAGUAACAAAUAUUUAAAUGUAUAGAUAAUUAAAAAACUAACCAUAAUUACAAAAUGAAGAUACAAAAUUUGAAAACUUAAAUAAAUACAAAAAUUAAUAAGAAAAACUUUGUUCCUUAGAGUAGAAAAUCUUAAGGAAUUGUGAGGAAAUGAAAAUGGAUAAACAGAGAGAAUUAGAUGUUGAAUUUCAUAAAUUUCUAGAUAAACUAGAGAAUAAAUUUAAUGUAGAUAAACAAAAAUAUUUUGAAAAAUAUUAGUUAGAAAAAGAAAAUUUAAAAGAUGAAAUUAAAAAAUUAUAUUAAGAAAUAAUAUAAUAUAGAAGGGAAAUAGAGAAAUUAAAGAAUUAAUUAGAUAAAUAAUAAAUGGAUGGAAAAAAUUCUUAAAAAUUUAAUGAAUCUAAAAUUUUGGACUAGAGGUUAGAGAUUUAUAAUAAUUUUGAAAAAGAGGUGCCUACUUUGAAGAAAAAUUAAGAUAAUUUAGAAUAAAGAAAUUUGGAAUUAAAAAAUUAGGAAUAAAGUAGGUAAAAUAGAUUAAAUGGAUUCAUGGAAAUUAGAGAAUAAUAAUAAUUUAGAUAGUAGUAAGAAAAUGAAUAAAACAAGAAUACAAUAAAAUGUAAUUUAAAUAAUCAUAUUAAUAGAAAUGUUCAGGCAUAUAAAAAAAUCUCAUGGAUUUAUUGAAAUAUGCUUUUUAUUAGAUAUUACAGGAUCAAUGGACCCAUACAAAUAAUAGGCUAAAAAAUGCAUUUAAGAGAGCAUUAAAUAAAUUAAAAUGUUUACUUAAAAAGAGGCUAAAUGGAGUGUGAUAGGAUAUCAAGAUUUUUCAGAAUACAAAUAAUUAGGAUCAUAAUAUCGAUAAUUAAAAUUUACUUAAGAUUCACGUCUUGUAGAAGAAUUUUUAGACUCAUUAGUCUGCGCAGGGGGAGGAGAUGCGGCUGAAGACUUAAGAGGUGGUAUGAAAUAAAUGGUUAAAAAUCUUGAAUGGGAAAAAGAAUUUAGAUUGGCAAUUCUAAUUUGUGAUUCACCUACUCAUGGAAGGAAAUAUAAUGGGGGUGUAAGUGAUCGCUAUCCUAAUGAAGAUAUAGAGGAUGCCAUAUUAGAAUUAAUUGAUAAAAACAUAUUUUUAAUGGCUAUUAAAUUUAAUUAAGUAACUGAAGUUAUGUAUGAUGAAAUUAAGAAAGUAUAAACUAUUAAUAAUAUAGAUCUAUUAAGCUUAAGGUAAACCUGAAUUAUUACUGGUUGAGGAUGCUCAAAAUAUUGGUAUUUCAAAUCUAUCAAAUUUAUUUGUCAAUUUAAUUUCAAAUGCAACUGUAACCAUAACUUAAAUGAAUAAUACAGCCUCAAAGAUAAAUAAUAAGAAAACAUUUCAAAAGAUUGAAAUCAUAAGUGCCAUGGAAAAUCUAUGUAAGAAAAACACAGAUCCUGUUAAUUUUGACUAAGAUCCUGAGGUUGAAGUUAUUGAAACUAAAUUUGAAGUGUUUAAAGUAGAGCUAUCUGAUCAAUUUUUGGAAAACCAUAUAUAAAAUAUCAAAGCCUUUAAAACAGAAAAUUGCUUUAAACCUAUAAAAGAACCUGGUUUAUGGGAUUGCAAAAGAACAGUACAUCCAUUUGCUUCAGGAUCACUUAAGCAGGUGUUUUUGAUGAAGAAAAAGGACACUCCUACUGAAUUAUAUGCAAUAAAAAUGCCAUUAGGAGAUAAAACUUAUUAAUCUAUUGAAGAUGCUGUUAAAGAUUGCAGAUCUCAUUUAAUUGCAAAAGGUCUUCUUGAAAAAUUUAUCAAAGAUUUGGAAAAAAACUAAAAAGAAGAUACUGAACUUUAGAUAUUUGAUGUUCAAUAUACUAAUAUUUUAAUAUUAAAAGAUGUAAAAUAAAAAAGUAUGAAAUAUCGUUAUUUUAGAUUCUUUUUGGGUAGCUGAAAGAUAUUUUAGUGGAAAAUUUGUAAAAUAUAAUAAUAAUAGUGCUUUUAUAUUGGAUGAUUCUAAUUCGCUUAAUCAUUUAAUGUAAGCAUUUUCAUUUUAUACUUUUUACAAAUCAAAUCUUAAUUACAUAAUUUGUGAUGUCUAAGGUAUUGGAUAAUAUAUGACUGAUCCUGCAAUUAAUACAAAAGAAGGUAACUUUGAUGAAACUGAUAUUGGAGAAACAGGAAUCAAAAGUUAUUUGGGUUCAUAUUAAGGUAAGAGUCAUCUUGGUAGGGACUAUUUAAGAAAUCUCAAUAUUCCUGAUUUUGAGGAUAUUUGA